Messenger RNA from Thalassophryne amazonica, 1735 nucleotides. It is a transcript of the gene tnfsf14a, whose product is annotated as TNF superfamily member 14. NCBI's taxonomy places the organism in Eukaryota, Metazoa, Chordata, Actinopteri, Batrachoidiformes, Batrachoididae. Gene Ontology annotation, biological process: immune response. Gene Ontology annotation, molecular function: tumor necrosis factor receptor binding. Gene Ontology annotation, cellular component: membrane. Bases 261 to 953 code for a protein of 230 amino acids. The record is from RefSeq and is a predicted model, not a curated record. The transcript is spliced from 4 exons.
CCGACAUUCUGAGCUUGAAUCCCUGCGUGUGAACAGGUGCAUCUGCAAACAUCAUCUCAAGGUGCUUCCUAAGGUGAGACCUCUGAAGAUUUUGGUUCUGAGUGUGACAUCUUGGUCUUACUGCAACAGUGAUCCCUCCCAUUUCACUGCUUUGCACUCAUGGAAAGUUUCUGUUUGUGUGAGUGACUCCAUUGAAGCAGUACCCUGAGGCCCCGUCCAGAGGGCUCCUGACGGUCUUCUGUAUAGAAAAAAAGAAAAGUAUGUCUCAGUGUGGUGGGUUCUACCCCACUGUGAACGUGGUGGACAGAGGCGCAGCUCGGCCUCCGCUGCCUCCCAGGUUGAGCCGGGUACGCCGGCGUGGAGGGGCGGCACAGAUUGUGCUGUUCCUGCUGGUGAGCCUGGCACUGUUCGGCAUAGUCUUGGAAGCCUGGAUCAUCUACCAACUGCACCAACCCCAUUCUUUGGAUUCACCACAGUCUUCAAAGAUGAUCUCAGAUGAUGGUAAUGUUCCUCCCAUUCCAACGGAGGGCCUUGUUGCUACUCCUUCAAAACCAGUUGCACAUCUGACAGAUGGUCUCGACGUAGUUCAUGGAAAAGACAUCAUGUCAUGGAGCACAGCUGCAGGUCCUCUUAUCCAUGAAAUGAUCUACGAAGACCAAAACCUGAUCAUACAGAGGGAGGGCUAUUACUACAUCUAUUCGAAAGUUUUCUUCAGUGAAACCUCUGUAUUCAACCACACCAUUCAGAAAAACACUCAAGGCUACUCCAAGAGCAUUACUCUCCUGCUGUCCCGCAAAAGUCCCAAAACAGGGAACAACGGGCGGUCUAACAGCUACCUGGGUGGAGUGUUUCACCUCGACAAAAAUGACAGACUUUUUGUCAAAGUGAGCAACACCUCACAAAUUGUGCGGCACUGGCCCUAUGAGAAUGUCUUUGGUGCAUAUAUGAUAUAAAUACCAAUUUCUCAUCUCAUUAUCAAUGUGACGAUUUGGAGAAAAACUGGCUAAAUUAUUCAGGAUGGCACAAUAUCACUUUUUUAUAUCAAAAAUGAUACUGGAACCUUCAGUAUUUGCCGAUACCAAUCCUAUACCUUUUCCCCCUAUGUUAAAACAACUAAUCUGUCAAUAAAUACAUACAUAAAUAUUCUGCCCAUCAAAAGGAAAUCAUAGCCCAUGACAUGAGCAAUAAGACUCAGAGUGGAAUUUGUUUUUUAGUUCCUAUAACGGAUCAUGUCAAUUUUUCAAAUAUCAGACCGAUACUGAUCUAAUAUCAGAUUGGUGCACUGUGACAAAUUAUGUUAUAAAACUGCUCAAAUUUUCAAAAAUUCUUUUUGAAAAUCAAAGGCGGAUGUGAACGUUAUCUUGCUCCUGGAAUGAAAAUGAAAUGAAAAGGCACUGUUGGUGAUACUACUAUUUUGUAUUUGAAAACUUCCAUUUCAUAGACUUUUUUUUCAUACUUACUUUUAUACUUUUGAGAUUCUUAAUGUUCCAAAGUUCCACAUUUUUUUUAGGUUUUAAAACAAAGGUGUCUGUAUUAUUCAACUCUUGUGAUUUUUUAUAUUACUGACUUUAAAUUAAUAAAAUGUGUUAAAGUUUAAAAAGUGCUAUUUGUAACACUGAAUUUACAUUGUACAUUUCAUUCCUUGUUGCUUUUUAACACACACUUGCACAUGCUAUUUAUUUAUUUCUACAGUGGAAAUUGAAAAUAAAAGCUUUAUUUUUGUAGAAUGUAUGCA